Messenger RNA from Neoarthrinium moseri, 222 nucleotides. RefSeq lists its product as uncharacterized. The record is from RefSeq and is a predicted model, not a curated record. The transcript has 2 exons. Lineage: Eukaryota; Fungi; Ascomycota; Sordariomycetes; Amphisphaeriales; Apiosporaceae. Bases 1 to 222 code for a protein of 73 amino acids.
AUGGAUCACGUCAGACCCAAUGUUGGAGGAGGUGCAGGAGGACAGCCGCUGCGUCCGGUGGUUCGUCAUCGCGGCCUUGCCGUCCUCGCCCUUGCGACCACCGCCGUCGUGGCCGGCGUGCAGUACAAGAAACGGUCGAUGCAGCGGAACGAGCAGGCGCAGAAGAACUCGGGCGGGUCGAAUUACUACGUCAGCGUCGACCGCAGCGGCGGUGGUAUUUGA